UGAGGAGUGACGUCGACAUCGGUGGUUGCUGUAGCAACGCAACGCUGCGGCCUUGUCAUGGCCCGGAGUAUGGCUUUCUCCCGGACUCUCCUGGUAAUUGUCGCCUUGUGGUGUCAGGUCGGACCGGUCAGGGGAGCCUCCAGCGGUGUGACAAUCUGCUCCUGUGACCUUUCACCCGGAAACUGCGACCUGAACUGCUGCUGUGACCCCGACUGCUCCCUGAGUGACCCCACAAGCGUUUUCUCAUCCUGUUUACCUGGCAGCACCAAGGCGGAGAGGUUGGUGUGUCUGUAUAACUGGCUUAUAUUUCGCAACAACACCCCUUACACCACCAAGCAGGUCGGCUCGCCCCCCACUCAACUGUUUUGCGUCCUCUCAGAUGAUGCCUCCCUAAAUUACUUUGUCACCCCGCGGACAGUGGAUGCAUCGAACUUCCUGUCAGUCAGUCAGCCAUACAAAGGCUCUUCCUUCUCUGUCCCCUCUGAAAGUGUCCCGGUCUUCUCCAGCUUCUACAAGGCCGGCGAUCCCGUCCUCACAGUCUCCGCCUCCAACGCUCUGAGUGUGCUGAGACAGCCAGCACCUGUGGGGGCCCAAAAUAUUUGUUCAGACAACAAUCCUGCAAAAUUCCUGCAGAGCGGCAGCACGUUAUGCCUGCGGAUGUUCAGUAAUCUGACUGACAGCUGUGAGACCGAGCUCUCCCUGGACCCCUUACACUACUACCAGGAUAUCGCAGUGCUCAGGGUGCCGCCAGAUGUCUCCGGUCAGGGAGCCAGUACGGUAAGAGGAAGAGGAGGAUGGAUGGGACACGGGAUGGUCCCAGUCAGCAGCUCGGUGACAGCCAGGCCUGUUGUGCAGGGAGAUCAGUGUAACAACGUUGUGUCCCAGGUGAUAUACACGGUGCUGUACAACGGAACUCAGGGCAUCACCAAUGUGAGCGUUGACUUUAUACUCGGCAAUGUGCCCACCACAAGUCCCAGCAUUCAGCAGAACACCACCGUCAUUUAUAAGCCCGUCACUUCGACCGCCGGCAGUUCUGUGCAGACUCGGAGUGGGAAUCCCGGCUAUCUCGUUGGAUAUCCUGUGCUGGCCAACACUGGACAUCUGAUGCUACCCCGAGCUCUGGCCGGAGAGACGUGCUCCUCCAGUCCGGUCCAGUUUGGGAUGAGCGCGUUGGGCGGCUGCACAAUCCGUGGAACAGCCCAGGAGUCAUGCAGCUUUUUCCAGGAUCGGGCAUACCGAAUCCUGCACGGGGGGGACGCACCGCACAGUCUGGCCAUAUACGGCAACGUCACAGGAGCACAGAGCAAUGACUUGCCACAGAUCAUCUCUCAGAACUGCAGCGCUCAGGUCCCGCUCGCUCGCUGCUGCCGCCGCGGAGGUCAUAUAUGGGCAAGAGUCGGGCUCAUCUCUAACCCUCAGGCUCAGCUGCUGCAUGCCCGUUUCAUCUACACGUGCCAGUCUGUCAAGUGUGAGGACACGACGGUUCUGCAGGCUCGGGUCUCUUUCACGGAUCUCACCAGACAGGGCCCGGCCCCUCGCUCCAGCCCUGGGAUUAAUGGAAAGGAUCCAAUGGAUUUCUUCUUCCCAUUUCAGACAAACACGGCUGUGAUGAAUGCCAGCUCUCUCCUCUUGUGUAUGGUGCUGUGCUGCUGGCUGAUCAUGCAAUAA
Molecule: messenger RNA, 1668 nt
Organism: Nanorana parkeri
Lineage: Eukaryota; Metazoa; Chordata; Amphibia; Anura; Dicroglossidae
Product: tectonic-3-like
Exons: 14
Coding region: 58-1668 (536 amino acids)
Biological process (GO): smoothened signaling pathway; cilium assembly
Source: RefSeq, a predicted model, not a curated record